This is a messenger RNA of Saccoglossus kowalevskii, 578 nucleotides long. RefSeq lists its product as uncharacterized. Lineage: Eukaryota; Metazoa; Hemichordata; Enteropneusta; Harrimaniidae. The record is from RefSeq and is a predicted model, not a curated record.
AUGCAGAAACACCUAACCAGCCCACUAAACGUGCAAGACUCUCAGAUACUGAAAACGGUGCAGAAUCCCCAAUCCAUCCUGCUAAACGUGCAAGACUCCGAGAUACUGAAAACGAAGAUCGUUUAACUGAAGGUGCCUCUUCAUCAAAGAAUCCAGCAGUUUCAAGAGAAACAGAAUUGAGAAACAUGCUUUUUCAUAUUGCCAAGGAAUUGGGGGAAGAUGACUUUAAAUCAUUGAAAGAGCAAUGUGAUGUUUAUCAGCUAAUACCAAAGGGGGAUUUAGAGAAAAAGACAGGUGCAUAUAAAGUGUUUGAAUCUUUGCGUGAACAAUCCAAAAUCAGCAUUGACAACACAAAGUUGUUAGAACAAUUAUUAAGGAAUAUAAUGAGGAAUGAUCUGGUGGAGAGAUUUGUAUCGCCAUUUACAUCAAUGAAACAAUUUAUAGAAGUGAACCAACUCAUUGUGAAAGAUGUGACUGGAGCCAAAUUAUCUCUUGUUGAUUUAUAUGGUUAUUACCAAACAAAGACUGAAGAUCUGUUUCGAUCGUUGAGAGCUAGAGCCGCAAACUUCAUCACUUGA